UUCGCAAGCUCAACAAUAUUUUUGAUAUAUACAUUGAUUACUCCAUACUAGAUUGUAACGAAUUUUUCGCGUUACAAGUUAACGUUCUCUUAUAAUAAUUCAAUAAUCAGUUUGCGCUCACCAGUGUACCACAAGUAAAAUGUUAAACUUUUUUGGAAUACAAGCAUCGUUACUUUUUACAAUAGUACAGACUAUUUCUCCAGCCAUCAAUCCUGUUUUAGUCAACAGUUUUGCAAUAACUGAUGAUGUCCCAGAUGAAGACUAUCGGCUUCAACAAUUGUCAGAGCCAUUAGCAUAUAAUUUGUUUCUGGAUCUAAGUGAUUCAAAUUUUUACUCUUACACCGGUUCGAUCGACGUUGAAAUGCGAUAUUUGGAUACGCUUGAUUAUUUUUAUCUGAACAGUGCUGGAUUAGUGAUUGAUGAAGGAAGCAUACGGAUAACAAAACCAAAUGGAGAGACACUACCUUUAAGUAAUCUUAUAAUACUGGAUAAGUAUAAGAUGCUGUAUUUGGCUUUUGGAGAAAAUCUUGAACGAAAUAGUGUCUACAAAGUGCAUAUUGAGUAUUCCAACAAUAUUGGAACUAAUCUAAAAGGGCUGUAUAGAAGUAGCUUAACAAUUGAAAAUUCAAGCAGAUAUCUUGUUGCAACACACUUUCAAGCAACUUACGCACGUACUGUUUUUCCCUGUUACGAUGAACCAUCUUACAAGGCAUAUUUCAACGUUUCAAUUCGACAUUCGUCUAAUUUUCAUACUCUGUCUAAUAUGCCGGUACAAGAAAUCGAAGUGGAUGAAGAUGGAAAUUUUAUCACCACAAAAUUUGAAAAAUCGCCGUUGAUGUCAUCUUACCUGCUGGCAUUUGUUGUGUCUGACUAUAAAACGUUGUCCAGUGAAAAUGAUAUAAUCAAAGUAUAUGCACCGGAAACUGAAGUUCAGCAUACAACUUAUGCGAAGAACUUCGCUGUAAAAUCAAUGGAGAGCUUGGAAUCGCUUUUUGGUAGAAAAUUUCAGCUGCCCAAGGUUGACCUUGUCCCUAUACCUGAUUUCAAUAGGGGUGCUAUUGAAAAUUGGGGACUCAUAACAUUUCGUGCAACUUAUUUGAUCUACGAUGAACAUAAUACACCGGCAAGAACACAACAAACUAUUGCAAAUUUGAUAACUCAUGAAUUUGUCCAUUCUUGGUUUGGAAACGAAGUAACUCCCGAAUGGUGGACCUAUUUAUGGUUGAGUGAAGGUAUAGCCCGUUAUUUUGAAUAUUAUGUGACAGCACAAAUCGAGAGCGAUUGGCAAUUAUGGGAACAGUUCAUAGUAAAUAACGUACACUCAGCACUCUCACAGGAUGAUAAAAAUGACAACAGACCGAUGAACUAUUAUGCAACCAACCCAGAGGAACUGAAUAGUUUAUUUGACUACGUUGUUUAUGCUAAAAGUGCAUCAGUCAUUAGAAUGAUUGAAAAUGUAAUUGGAUUCGAGGCAUUCAGAGCGGCGCUUGAAAAUUGUAUAACGCAGCGCAGCUAUCAGACUACGAACCCAGAUUAUCUCUACAAUAGCAUUGAAGAAUUCAAUGAAGCGGAUCUUCCUAGUUCCAUUUCUGAAAUAUUCAGCAGCUGGGCAAGUAGCACUGGGUAUCCACUAGUACUAGUAACAAAAAAUGGGAAUUCAGUAACUAUCUCCCAGAAACGUUUCUGGAUGCCAGUAGAAGGAGAAACGGCCCCAGAAGAUACAAAAUACUAUAUUCCUAUUAACUACGCAACAUCCAUUGUAGCAGAUUACAACAACACUACUCCCGAUGAUUGGCUGACACCAACCAACACGCAGAUAAUGAAAGAAUUUCCAAGUGCGAUCGAAUGGAUUCUACUAAAUAAACUACAAGCUAGUUAUUUCAGAGUAAACUACGAUAGUGAAAAUUGGGCAGCUCUAACUGCCAUAUUAAAAUCCGAUCGAAUGGAAUCCAUCCCUGUUAUAAAUCGAGCUCAACUCGUAGAUGACGUUUGUAACCUUGCCAAAGCCGGAGAAAUAAGCUAUGAUAUUGCAUUAUCACUUCUUCUGUACCUUGAACGAGAAACAGAGUACAUUAUAUGGAGCACAGCAUAUAAUGCUCUUAUACAUCUGAAUAUGAUGCUUCUAGGCAAUGAUAACUAUUCCCGAUUUGAAGAUUUUAUGAGAAGCCUGACCGUAAACAUUUACAGCAAUGUUCGUCUUAUCGACCGUAGUAAUCACAUUGUUCGACUACAUCACGGUAACACUGCGUAUUUGGCGUGCUACUUUGGAGUAGAUAAUUGUGUUAAGGAUGCUCAAACUCUGGUUCAACAAAUGUUGGAUGAUGACUCAUACGUAAUUCCAGAAGAGGAACAAGCAGCAGCCUUUUGUGCUUUGAAUAAGUAUGAUAUGGCGUUGGGAUCUGAGGCACUGACUGCUUUAUUUGACCGUUAUCUACCAAUACAAGAAAGUGAAAGUGGGUUGAUAACUCAAUUUAUCGCAGGCUUGGGAUGUUCAAGAAAUACUACAAUGAUCAGUUUUCAUCUGAGUCUCACAAUCAAUAAUAUACCUGGAUUCCAACUAACCGGAAUUGAAAGAACUGAAAUCCUUACUGCCAUCAUCAAAGGUAGUUACGAGGGAUUAUUCGAAAGCUUAAAUUUUAUUUUGAAAAACUACCCUGAUAUCGCCUAUAAGUACUCAUCACUCACAGGAAUUUUUGCAGAAAUCGGAAAUCGAAUUAAUAACCAUCAAACUUUCGAACUGUUCCAAGAUAUUCAGCAAAAUAUGGAAACGACUUCUCCGAUUCCCUCAAAUCAGCAGCAUCUACAGCAUUAAGCAAGGCAUCUCAGACUAUAGCCUGGUCUGAUAAAUACACUGAUAUCAUUGGUGACUGGUUGAUAGAAAAUGAAUUUGUUCUAAGUACUACAACUUCUGAUCCUUCGGAUCCAGGCAUUGCUUCGUUAAUAAGUGUUAGCAUUCAUUGCUAUUUUUGAUGUCCAUCUUUGUGUUUGUUUUAUCAAUGUAGUGGUAAUCAUUUUACUAAACAUUAUUGAAUACAAUAUUUUUAAUCCAAUUGAUAUGGGAACUAAUUCUUGUAAAUAUUCUAACAUCAUUUUCAUCACAUCCUGUAUCCUGAUUAUAC
Messenger RNA from Wyeomyia smithii (pitcher-plant mosquito), 3119 nucleotides. Its product is annotated as aminopeptidase N-like. The coding region runs from base 140 to 2812 and encodes 890 amino acids. Gene Ontology annotation, biological process: peptide catabolic process; proteolysis. The transcript has 5 exons. The record is from RefSeq and is a predicted model, not a curated record. Lineage: Eukaryota; Metazoa; Arthropoda; Insecta; Diptera; Culicidae. Gene Ontology annotation, cellular component: cytoplasm. Gene Ontology annotation, molecular function: metalloaminopeptidase activity; peptide binding; zinc ion binding.